This is a messenger RNA of Anopheles bellator, 2310 nucleotides long. RefSeq names its product L-asparaginase-like. The transcript is spliced from 5 exons. Lineage: Eukaryota; Metazoa; Arthropoda; Insecta; Diptera; Culicidae. The record is from RefSeq and is a predicted model, not a curated record. Gene Ontology annotation, biological process: amino acid metabolic process. The coding region runs from base 147 to 2234 and encodes 695 amino acids. Gene Ontology annotation, molecular function: asparaginase activity; protein binding.
GUUUAGACAGUGCAGCUCUUUACGGUAGCCUCAAAGUAUCGGUGUAACUCGGGGUUGCGUGUUCGAUCCACAGAAUAAACAGGGGCAGGAAUCACGCUGAUUCACGUACAAAUAAAUUUGGUCGCAAAUUACACACGCCGGUAAACAUGGAGCAGGCGGAUCAACAGCCUCGGACCCCAGACCCCUCGCCGGACAGCGAGGACGAUGUGGGUCCGAUCUCAAUCGACCUGUCAUCGGCAAACGGGAGCCUAAAGAACGGGGUACACAACGCGCCAUUAGCGUCCGAGUAUAGUGCUUCGCCCUGGAAGCGCAAGCAGCUGGCUGACGUAAAUCCGAACGGAAGCCUCGACCUGAGCAAACUCUCCAUGCGACGCAAUUCGAGCUACGGAAAGCUACCUUCCGAGGCGCCGGAAGCCCGGGUGCUCGUCAUCUACACCGGCGGCACGAUCGGCAUGAUGCGAAAUGAGAAGAAUGCACUGGAGCCGCGGCCGUACGAGUUUGUGCGUAAAAUACGCCAAUACCCGAACAUGCAUGACGACGUUUACGCAACGAAGCGAUACGGGGCGGCCAAGAACAUGGCCCCGCUAGUGCUACCGUACGUCGAGGGUCAGCAUCGACGGAUACUGUUCCAGAUAUCGGAGUAUGAACCGCUGCUGGACUCAUCUAACAUGACCAUCACCGACUGGGUGCGCAUCGCUACGGACAUUCGGCAGUCGUACGAAUUUUUCGAUGGCUUCGUUAUCCUGCACGGCACCGAUACCCUGUCCUACACGGCCUCGGCCCUGUCGUUCAUGUUCGAGAACCUGGGCAAAACGAUCGUCAUCACCGGCUCGCAGAUACCGAUCUUCGAGACUCGCACCGACGGCAAGGACAACUUCAUGUCCGCCCUCAUCCUGGCCGGCAACUACGUCAUCCCGGAGGUGUGCGUCUUUUUCAACAGCCGGCUGUUCCGGGGCAACCGGACGAUCAAGGUGAGUUGCGACUCGCUGGAUGCGUUCAACUCGCCGAACGCCGCGCCACUGGCCAAGAUGGGCAUCAACGUGGAGGUUGACUACCGGGGCAUCUUUCGGCCGUGCACGGUCGACAAGUUUACGGUGCACCUGCAGAUGGACGAGAACGUCGGGCUGUUGCGCCUAUUUCCGAGCAUCUCGGUCGCGACGGUGAAUGCGUUCCUGCGGGCGCCCAUGCGGGGCGUGGUGUUGCAAUCGUACGGGGCCGGCAACUUUCCCUCCAACCGGCUGGACCUGAUCCAGGCGCUGAAGGAGGCGAACGAUCGGGAGGUCCUGAUCGUCAACUGUACCCAGUGUAGCGAGGGUUCGGUUUGUGAUCUGUACGAAACGGGCCGGCAGGUGCAGGAGACCGGUGUGGUGCCCGGGUAUGACAUGACACCGGAAGCAGCGCUGGCCAAGCUUUCGUACGUGCUCAGCAAACAGGAGUGGGACUGGGAAACGAAAAAGAAGAUGAUGAAAAACAAUCUGCGUGGAGAGUUGACGUGUGAAAAGGCACCGGAUAUGCAGGAGUACGAUCUGAUCGAUGCCGUCGCUCGAACGCUCCAUCUCACGUCGACGAAAGAGCUUGGCCAGCUCAAGUCAUCGCUCUUCCCGGCCAUGGUCAAUACGGCAGUCAUAGCGGGAGAUCUGGCGAAGCUGACGAACCUGCAAGGGUAUGGGGCGAACAUGUCCGCAGAGAACUACGACCGCCGAACGGCGCUGCACGUGGCAUGCUGCGAGGGUAACAUCGAAAUGGUCCAGUACCUGCUCCAAAACGGUGCGGCGGUACAUAUUCGCGAUCGAUACGAUCGGACACCGCUCGCGGAUGCGAUAAUGAACGAUCACCACCAAGCGAUCCGGUUGCUAAUCAAGUGCGGUGCCCAUCUGACCGGCUCGAUCCGUGGCAUCGGCGACAGUCUGUGCGCGGCGGCCGCCCGCAACCUUUUGCCGCGCCUGGAAUCGUAUCGCCUCGCCGGUGCCGACCUCUCGCAGGAGGACGCGACCGGCCGGACAGCGCUGCAUGUGGCCGCCAUGUACGGGAACGUGGAGAUUGUGCGGUAUCUGCUGAAGAACUACGCCGAUGUGAAUGCGAAAGACUAUCUCGGCCUCACCCCGCUCGACUACGCCACGAAAGUGCAGGCCGAACCGGUGAUGGAGGUGCUGAAUGGUCACCAGGCUCGCCGAGGCGACGAGCUGUCAUUCGAACCGGACAAACGCCCGGACACGGUGGAUUCUUUCGACUGAGAGUGAUCACGGUUGCCAUGGGAGUUGGGAGCAGACUGUAAACGGUUUGUGAUAAUUGGUGUAAAAAAAUGUAAUG